AUGGGAAUCACCGGAAGUCUAACUCCAGAUCAGCUCGAGUUAUUCCACUCUCAAGGAUAUUUGGUAAUCGAAUCUUUCGCGAGUGAGGAUGAGAUUAGAGACUUGAGGAAGAGGAUGAAUGAGUUGCUGAAUCAAUUUGAUUGUUCCGUCUCCUCCAUUUUCUCCACUAAAAAUCAGCAGCAUACGACCGAUAAUUACUUCUUUGAAAGCGCUCAGAAAAUCUCCUUCUUCUUUGAAGAAAAAGCUUUUGGCGACGAUGGGGAAUUGAAGCAACCAAAAGAGCUUUCUAUAAACAAAGUUGGCCAUGCACUGCAUGAGCUUGACCCAGUUUACAAGGAAUUCACAUAUUCGUCCAAGGUUUCAAGUUUGGUAUCAUCCUUAGGUUACAGGAGACCAGUCGUCAUGCAGUCUAUGUACAUUUUCAAGCAACCUGGAAUCGGAGGUGAAGUCGUACCGCACCAAGAUAACUCUUUUGUGUACACGGAUCCACCGAGUUGUACUGGUCUCUGGAUGGCUUUAGAAGAUUCUACAACUGUCAAUGGUUGUCUUUGGGCAAUUCCUGGAUCUCACAAGAAUGGUUUGGUUAGAAGGUUUGUCCGGGGUGAAAAUGGUGUAACCUACGAUCGGCCAUCCCCGUCUUACGACCAGAGAGAUUUUGUGCCGAUUGAAAUGAAAGCAGGCUCAAUGAUUGCCUUUCAUGGUGAUCUAAUCCAUCAAAGUUUCGAGAAUCUAUCCCAAAAGUCUAGACAUGCCUAUAGCUUACAUGUAGUAGAAUCUGAUGGAUGUAAAUGGGCAAAAGACAACUGGAUGCAAAGAGAGAAAAUGCCGGAGCCUCUUUAUGUUCUUCCUUGA
Molecule: messenger RNA, 852 nt
Organism: Thlaspi arvense
Lineage: Eukaryota; Viridiplantae; Streptophyta; Magnoliopsida; Brassicales; Brassicaceae
Source: the annotation of a GenBank genome assembly